Messenger RNA from Bicyclus anynana (squinting bush brown), 11186 nucleotides. Its product is annotated as phospholipid-transporting ATPase ABCA1. Gene Ontology annotation, molecular function: ATP binding; ABC-type transporter activity; lipid carrier activity. Gene Ontology annotation, cellular component: intracellular membrane-bounded organelle; membrane. Gene Ontology annotation, biological process: transmembrane transport; lipid transport. Bases 420 to 5348 code for a protein of 1642 amino acids. NCBI's taxonomy places the organism in Eukaryota, Metazoa, Arthropoda, Insecta, Lepidoptera, Nymphalidae. The record is from RefSeq and is a predicted model, not a curated record. The transcript is spliced from 32 exons.
CAUCUGUCAGUGCGUUGCGUUCGCGAUCGCGAAUUACGGAAUUAUAGUGAUUUUAUUUUUCUCUGUAAACAAAUGUGAAAAUAAAGAAUAUUUUUCCAAAUUUCACUUAUUUCGGCAUUAAUGAAGCAGAUAUUCAAUACAACUAUGAACAUACCAUUUGUUUUAAUUUUAAAAAUAAUCUAUUGAAAUUAAAAUUAAUGUUAUGUUUCGGUACAGCAUUUAAACCUAACAUUCCGCUACAGUAAUACUAUCUUCUACCAAACAAUAAACAUUGUUAAUGUUAUUUGCUGGCAGUUCUCGGAAGUAGAAACAGACUGCAAUCUGCAUUUGAGCCACACCCUUGUUGUUCAGUGUUCAGUGUUUUAACUUUUAAUCAAAUGUAUGUAAAACAAAGUGGUUAAAAAAAAUAGACUUUGAAAAUGACUCUACAGAUCUUAAGUGUGUUGAUGUGGAAACAUCUGGUGGUGCGCCUGAAGCGAUUCAUCCAUACACCCGUUGAAAUAUUGUCACCAAUCAUUUUCUUUGUUAUUCUUUUCUCAUUCAAAGAUUACAUCUAUCCUGUACCAAGAUCACAUCAAGUAAACAAGUACAAUGAACAAAACCACGAACCAGUAAGUUUAGCACCUGAAAAAUAUCAGGCAAAAUUGUUCUACACACCUGAUAAUGAUCUUACCAAUGCCCUGAUGAAAGAAGUUGGUCCACUACUGAAAUUGGAAAAUUUCUCUGGAGAAUCACAGAUGACAAAAAGCUAUUAUAAAGCAUUUACAAAUGAAUCGGAUAUCCCUAUACUUGCGGAGACUAUGAAUGUGGAUGAUGCCAUUAUUAUAUUUCCUGACAUGAAUACUACGUGGCCCAAAAAAUUACGCUACACAAUACGCAUGAAAUCGUAUUUCUACACUGAGACAUAUAAGUCGGAAGAGGUUAAGUUGGAGCCGAGAGAGAACUUUGGCACCGUCUACUCUGCGUUCAUGAAACUCCAGUGGGCAAUCGAUUCUAGCUACAUUAAACUUGUGUCGGGAAAAACUGUUCCACAGGAGGUGCUGCUUCAAGAAUUCCCCUUUGUGAGAACGACAGGCAACGAAAUUUCUGGGAUGUUCAACGUUGUGUUACCAAUCCUGUGCUAUUUUUCGCUAUUGCUGGUGUUCGUGUUCCUAACGGUGAGGCUGCUGGAGGAGCGGAUUAAUGGGAUACAGGAGUUGAUCAGAAUGGUGGGUGUAUCGAGCAACCUGCUCAACAUAUCCCACUUCCUGAACGUGCUGCCGGCGGGUCUUGCCUACUGCCUGGCGGGCACCGUGCUGCUGACCGCCAGCGACCACCCCUACGUCGCCUUCUCCAGCCCAGGGAUGCUGUUCACUGUGCUGAUCUUGCACUUCACCAGCGUCGUGUCGAUGGCGUACGCUGGCAGCUACUUGGUCAAGACGACCCAAUACACAGUAACUAUAGCGAUCACUUUAUAUGUGGCCUUUGUCAUACCGGUGGAAGUGCUGAUGGAAUACGAGAUCUCGCAGUCUUACAUACCAUUGACGGGACUUCUGCCGCACGUGCCUAUGGUAUGGUUUUGGAGGGAACUGGCGAUUUUGGAACAGUAUGGGAGCGGAGUAACCAUGGAAACCAUUGGCAACGUCCACGGCGAUCAGAACGGUUCAGUGCUGCUGAGCUUCAUAAUGUUAGUGGUGCAAAGCGCUAUAUUCUUCUCCAUCGCCUGGUACCUCGCGAGGGUCAACCCUGGGCCCUAUGGUACUGCUUUGCCUUGGAAUUUCCUGUGUCUGAAACAAUACUGGAUGCCGUCCAAGGUGCAGCCUGGUGACAGGGACGAAGAGAUGGAGGAGGUUAACGUCGCCGACGCGCAGUACUUCGAGCCAGCGCCCAAGAAUGCGGAGAUCGGCAUCAGAAUCGAAAAUGUCACCAAGAUAUUCGGCAAACAGAGAGCCCUAGACAACGUGUCCCUGGACGUGUACAAGGGCGAGAUUACAGUGCUGCUGGGGCACAACGGGGCCGGGAAGACCACCCUCAUGUCUAUUAUCACAGGAAUGUACAGCGCGAGCGAAGGCAACGUGUUUGUGGAGGGCAUGCAGUCGGUGGCGCAGCGCGACGAGAUGCGCAAGCUGCUGGGCCUGUGUCCGCAGCACAACCUGUUCUUUCCCGACCUCACCGUGCUGCAGCACGUCAUGUUCUUCACUAUGCUCAAAGGCACGUCGUACUCUGAGGCCAAAACAUCCUCAAAAACCCUUCUAGCUCGGCUCGGUCUCGGCGACAAGCUGUCGACCUACAGCUCUCAGUUGUCGGGCGGCAUGAAGCGGCGCCUGCAGCUGGCGUGCGCGCUGGCCGGAGAGGCCAAGGUGCUGGUCCUCGACGAGCCCACGUCGGGCCUGGACGUGGAGACCAGGCGGGAGCUGUGGGACCUGUUAUUGUCGCUUCGCGGAUCGCGCACAGUGCUGAUCAGCACACACUUCAUGGAGGAAGCAGAAGCGCUCGGGGACCGCGUGGCGGCGCUUCACGGCGGCAAACUACGCUGCCACGCUACCACCAUGCAUCUCAAGCGAGCACUGGGCACUGGCUACCGUCUGACUUUCACCACAACCGGCCUACCCAACGAGCCCGCAAUAUCUGCAGCCAUCGUCGACAAAGUGCCCGAAGCGACUGUCAAAGAGAGAUCCCUCAACUCCAUCUCUUACAAUCUCCCCUCCAAGAGCAGUAACAAGUUCCCCACACUGUUCAACACGUUGGAGAGUAAGAGAUCCGAACUCGGAAUAGAGUCCAUCGGAGUCGGGAUAUCGACUUUGGAAGAGGUGUUUUUGAAACUGUGCAGUGACGUCAAAACUACGUUUGACGAAGAUGAUAUCGACGGAGAAACUUCUGAACCGAUAUUCGAGAAGUUGUCCGGCGUGCGGCUCUACGCGCACCAACUGUUGAUGCUGGUCAUAAGACAGUUCAAGUUCCUGUGGUCCAAGAAGAUGACGUUCCUUUUGCUGCAAGCAUUCCUACCUAUAGUGAUGAUAUGUUCGCUGGCCUACAUGUCCAACAGCGACCACAUGAAGACUUACACAGAAAGUCCGGCCGUCAAUAUGAACCUGGACUUAUACAACGGACAGAUAGCGGACCGCAGGGUCCUGUACAGCGUCAAUGAGACCGGUCUGAGGCAGAUAUUCAUCGGGCAGAAGUACAAAUUCGUGGACUUCAAGAGUGUGCCCAAUGUUGAAGAAGCUAUGCUCAGGAUUGGACGCAAAAACAUACUCGAUUACAAAAACUAUUUAGUUGGAAGUGAAAUUAACGACACGCAUGCGAAGGUGCUGUAUACAACGCUGUACCGGCACGCGGCGCCCGUGUCGCUCAACCUGCUGUCCAACAUGAUCGCCGGCCAGAUGAUCCCCUACGCUGUAGAGGACACCAUCACCACCAUAAACCACCCCCUAAGCGACCGCGUUCACCCCGCUUCCUCCAAUAUCCGGCAGCCGAAGGAUAAAACCUUGAGUCUGAUUUGGGCAGUCGGUAUCGUUUUCAUAACGCUGUGCACGAUCAUAAACGGCGUGGUGCUGCCGUGCAAGGAGCGCGCGUCCGGUUCGCGGCACAUACACGUCAUGACGGGCUGCCCGCCCGCGCUGCACUGGGCCGCCACGCUGCUGGCGCACCUGCUCACGUACGCCGUCGUGCUGCUGCUGCCGAUCAUCAUCACCGCCGCCGCCAUAGACAAGGACCACACGAUCGACCAGCCGGAGUUCCUCGGUGUGCUAACGCUGGUGCUGCUGCUGGGCUGCAUGGCGUACAUGGCCUUCAUGUACCUGGUGAGCUGCGCGCUGGGCGAGCGCGGCGCCAACAUUCUCCUCGCCGUCUGCGUCAUCUUAUUCAGUAUCAUAACGCCUAUAAUGAAGGUAUCGAUGAGUUUGCUCGAGAUCGAGCGAAAAGGUGUCACGUACGUGUUGGUCACGCUGUGCGGGUACUUGUUGCCGCCGCACACGUUCACUAUGGCGGUCGGGACGACCGUACACAAUGCAGGGUUACAAGCGUACUGCGUGUUGAACAGGGAUAUGUGCGGACAACUUACCCCCAUACCCGGCUUUGAUCUUAACAAGUGUUGCGUUCAAAAAGUAUCACCCGUCUGUUACUUCUGCAUCGAUAAGUACACGCCCGCAGAGCACAUGCUGAUUCUUCUGUUUCAGUUUAUUGUUUAUAUGACGCUAGUGGUGCUAAUAGAGCACGGCGUGCUCAACAGUCUGUGCGACCGCGUGUUCAACGCAGCCUACGCGCCCGCCGCGCCCGCCACCGCGCACGAAGCCGUCCGCUCUGAGAAGGCCUACGUCGACAAGGCUAUCAAGCUGCCUAGCAACCAGAUCCAGGACGCGAUGCUAGUGAGCGACGUACACAAGAAGUACUGGAAGCUGUGCGGCAAGGGCUGCAACGCGGUGCGCGGCAUCGACUUCUCCGUCAAGCGGGGGGAGGUUUUCGGUCUGCUGGGCGUGAACGGCGCGGGCAAGUCCAGCACGUUCAAGAUGCUGACGGGCGUGGAGUGCCCCACGCGCGGCACCAUCUUCGCCAACGGACACUUCAGCGGCAAGAACUCCAGCAAAUACCUGCAGUCGCUGGGCUACUGUCCGCAAUUCUUCGGGCUGGACGACUUCCUCAGCGGGUAUGACAACCUCGCGCUGCUGCUGACUCUACGCGGACUGUCGCCCCGUGACGUGGAGGCCGAGGCCAACACGUGGAUAGAGAUUGUGGGGCUGCAGCAGUACGCGCGGCGGCCGGUGCAGGGCUACUCGGGCGGCUGCGCGCGGCGCGUGGCGGCGGCCGCGGCGCUGUGCUGCGGCGCCGCCGUCACGCUGCUAGACGAGCCCACCGCCGGCGUGGACGUGGCCGCGCGCCGCCGCGUGUGGGCCGCCGUACGCCGCGCCGCGCGCGCCCGCUCGCUGGUCAUCACCUCGCACAGCAUGGACGAGAUGGAGGCGCUGUGCGGACGCAUCGCCAUCAUGUCUGGCGGGCGCGUGGUGGCGCUGGGCGAGGCGGCCGCGCUUCGCGCCGCGCACGCCGCCGGACACGCCGUGCUGUUGAAGCUGACCACGCGCGGUGACGCACAGGAUGUGACGGAUGGCAGCAAGACAGACGUGGCGCGGCUGAAGGCGACCUUGCACCAGAAGUUCAACUGCACCUUACGGGACGAACAUACGACCAUGUUGCACUACCACAUCAACGAGACGAUGCGCUACAGCGACCUGUUCUCGGAGCUGGAGCACCUUCGCAACGAGUUCCCUGACCUGCUGGAGGACUACUCCGUGACGGAGACCACGCUGGAGGAGGUGUUCCUCUCCUUCGCGAAGGCCGAGAGCCAGCAGGAGCCGGUGCCGGUCGCUGUGUAACUCUGGACGAUUGAAAGUCUGACUCACAUUGGCUGCUGUCACGCUUUAUUAACCAAAGAUUUUAUACUAUUAUAGCUUGGGAAAUCGUUUCGUUCGACAAUCCCAUGAUAUGCGGGCGACGGGAGGGGAAGGACUGCACGGGUAUGUAGUCGUGUGCGCAGGGCUUCGCUACCCCUCUCCCAGCCCGCGCGGGCCAUCGGGAGUGUUACGAACGAAUUUGCCUAGAUAUAAUGCUACUUUAUAGUCGUUGGUAGCCAAUGUGACAUAGACUAAAACUUUUUUAUUUUUUAAAUUCCAUUUUUCUGCACGUGUGAGUUUUGACUUUUGAGUGCUGUUGUUUUAUCAAUUUUGUCACACACUCGGUUUUUUUUAAUCCAUCAUCUAUCGAGGCCUUUAAGGACUGGUAUCCAGGGUCGUAAAAAAAAUAAUUAAAAUCAUUCUCUCGAUGUAAGUCUUUGUUCUGCACAGACAACUUUUGGAAGCAUUUUGUAGUAUACAAAACGGUCCGGUAAUUACUCUAAUCAAUUCUGCGACUAAUUCAAAUUAUCUACUAAGAAAUGAUAAAAUAAAUCGUAUAUUUUUAUAAUGGAUAAAUGUGGCAGGGACGUAGCUACUGGUGUCGACUACAGGGGCCCCUAACGUGUGAAAACAAACAUUAGUAAAUUACAAUCCACAAUCUCACUUGAUUUGGUGUUUCCCGGAAAAAAAUAAAAAACUGCCUAUGAGCUUUCAUCUUAAAAAUGUCAAAAAUAAAUAGACAAACUUGAAAAAAUUUAAAAUGACUUGAAAAACUUUUUUUUCCUUCAAAACAGAUUGAAAUGGCGUAACUUCGAUGACUAUAAUUACAUAUUAUAAUUAAUUUACUUUUUAUUAUACAAAUAAUAUCCAGUAGUUUAUGUAUAUUCCAAUUUAGAUUACAGAUGUAAUAUGGGAGGACUCAGAUUAUAACUGCCGUAUCAAAAGUAAAAUCUUUCAAAAAUUUGUCUGCUAGAGCCAGGACAAAGAUUUAUGUUUUUUGGAUAUCAUCAAUAGUUAAUAAAAUUCAUUAAAAUCAAACAUUCCAUCAUAAAUUCAUAGUAUUAUUUAGAAUUUCAGUUUAUUUAUUUUAUAUAGUCUUUAGAAUCUCUAUGGAAUAAUCACAAAGUCUUGGUUAUUCUUAUGUUAAGUGAUUAGUGUUAAGUCAAUAUUAAAUGUGUUUGCGACACGUAAAACCGUUUAGACAGCUUGAUUUAGUGAUGUAACUUAAUCAUCGAUCUCGUAUUAAAAAGUGGAUGCACAAUCAGUGACCAAAAAAUGUCCCCACACAAUGAGUGCCAAACACAACUUCUUGGCACUCAAUUGAAGUAGUCGCAUUUGAAAAUUCAACCUUAAACUCAAUUCUUAAGGUAUAAUUUUCUUUACCAAUAAUUCUUAAACAAAGCAAAAUUGGCCAGUUUUUAAGUGAAAUUUUCUACAUGAUUGUGCGUCCUUUUAUUACAAGAGGUCAAUGAACUAUGUGUAUUUUCAAAAUAUAAUCGAUAAAAAAUAUGUAAUCGUAAACAAUGUAUAAUCGUAAAAGAUAUAUAAUUAAAUUGUAUAGAACGAAAUCCUGCUAUAGCCAUUUUAUGAAAGAAUGCAUAUUGGACUAAUUGGAGGGAAACUGAAAUAUUGGCCGAAUUUAAAAGAUAAACUUUGUUAUAUACUGUUUUCAAAACAGUUGUAGUUUGGUAUUUAUAAUUAUAGUGCUUUAGACAAGAUUGUUGUUGGUACGUAUACUGACAUUCGCUUGGAUUUUACUGCUACGCGUAUCUCGGUAUAAGAUAGCAAAAAGAAACAAAUGUUGCUUUAUUCAUAUUUCCCUAGAAGUAUAUAUUUUUUAUUCUCUUUUAAAGAGCUUAGUCACUAAAGUGAGAGCUAAGAGUUAAGAGAGCUACAUAGCUCUCAUAAUGCUACUUAAGGUAAAAACAUCCAUUAACUAAAGCUAUCUUAAGACUAAUUAAUAUUACCUAGAGAAGUAUAUUUGUACAUGUCAUUAUAUUUAUUUCUUAGACGUUUUAUUGCUAUAAUGCGAAAUUUUUUGACGUUAAAACAACAAAAAAGCAGAAAACAGCAAAAAAAUGUGGAUUUCGGAAACGAAAUAUAACAGUAAUUAUAGUAAUGAGUAAAAAAAAUGCAUAGAAGGCAUAAUCGAUAUCGAUGACUGCUGUCCUUUGUACUAAAGUAAAGCUAACAGAUUAAUCGAUAUACAAAUAAGGACUAUAUUCGUCACUAUUUUUGUCUAUAAAACGCCACAGUUACGUUAGCUGAUCUAUUAACACACAUCUCGAGCGAGUUCAGAGCGUUUUGUCAGCCUCCGUGGCGCAGUGGUAUGCUCGGUGGAUUUAUAAGACGGAGGUCCUGGGUUCGAUCCCCGAUUAGGCCGAUUGAGGUUUUCUUAAUUGGUCCAGGUCUGGCUGGUGGGAGGCUUCGGCCGUGGCUAGUUACCACCCUACCGACAAAGACGUACCGCCAAGGGAUUUAGAUUUAGGUACGAUGUCGUGUAGAAACCGAAAGGAGUGUGGAUUUUCAUCCUCCUCCUAACAAGUUAGCCCGCUUCCAUCUUAGACUGCAUCAUCACUUACCAUCAGGUGAGAUUGUAGUCAAGGGCUUACUUGUAAAGAAUAAAAAAAAAGGCGCGAUAAAAUUUUGCAUACAGAUAUUUAUCCGGCCAAUAAAGUAUAUUCCUAAAUUCAGUCCAUAAGGGGAUGAAACCGGGGCCCAAGGUUCAUCAAGGGUUUCCACGCGGACCAUCGAUACCUACCAGUAGCGAAGGCUGAAAUUUUGUAAUAGGUAACCCGAACAUGUGCUUUUUGCGUGCAGGCGUUUUUUUUUCAAAGAUUGUAGAAAUGCUGUGGUAAUAUUACAUUUACUCGAGAUAUGUAGGUACAUAUAUAUGCACAUAUUUCGAGCAUAUAAAAUAAUAUAUAAUUAUAAAUAUGUACAAGUAUUUAUGGAUUAUAAAAAGGUAAGCCGCUAGGAAUCGGGUUGUUUAGACUCCUCCCUAAAUAUGGUCUUAACGAGAACAUAUACGCUAACCCUAUAUCUUGUUACUGUGUCUACGUACUAGACAAUACACCAAUCAUCACUACUGCGUUCAACUGUACUUUAUAGUUCCUACUAUUGAGCGAACCAUAGGAGCAAACUUGACCAUUUGGUCAAGUUCAAGAAAACAGUAGUGCACAUAUUUCGAGCAUAUAAAAUAAUAUAUAAUUAUAAAUAUGGACGAGUAUUUAUGGAUUAUAAAAAGGUAAGCCGCUGGGAAUCGGGUUGUUUAGACUCCUCCCUAAAUAUGGUCUUAAAGAGAACAUAUACGCUAACCCUAUAUCUUGUUACUGUGUCUACGUACUGGACAAUACACCAAUCAUCACUACUGCGUUCAACUGUACUUUAUAGUUCUUACUAUUGAGCGAACCAUAGGAGCAAACUUGACCAUUUGGUCAAGUUCAAGAAAACAAUAGUACUUUAGGCAGGUAUAAUAUUUUAGCACUUCAUCCAAAAACUUCGAUCAACCAAUCCUUCAAUGGUCCCCGCUGUUUUAUGUUGCGACAUGAUAUAUUCUUACAAACAGCUUCUCUAGUACGUAGUCACUCAAUGUCGUUAUUUUCAAUGCGUGACUUCUCAUUAGCGCACGCUGACAAUAUUUGAGGCUAAUUGUUGUGUCUUGCACUGUGAUACAUAAUGUUUAAACUAAAAAUAGCAUUUUUUGAAGUACGUACAUUUACACACAGUAUUGUGAAACUCCUGUGAUCUAAGAAUAUUGAUAUAUUUUUGACAAUUUCGUAUUGUAAACAGUGAGAUGUUAUAAUCUAUAGAGCGCUUACUAUUCCAUUUGUACCGCUUAAUUACGAGUAAUUCCUAUCUAAUUGUAUUAUAGAGAGGUACUUUCACUAUUUUCCCAUUUUUUUUUAAAUAUUGUGUAAUAAAUAUUCCGACCUGUGUGUAUAUUUUAUGUAUAUAAUGUCUGAAUCACCUAAAACAUUUUCCAUUUAAAACAUUAUUAAAAACCAAAGUAUGUAAUAUUAGAGUAUUAUAAUUAUCAGUUAUUAUGUAAUAGGUUCACUAUAUUUAUUUAUUAUUAUUUGCAAUUUAUAUUUACCAAUUUGUAAGGCCACAUCUGAUUUAUAAGACUUUAGUUUGUAAGCUUGUUUAAUAUAAAUAUAAAAGACAUUGUAACCAAUCUUAACUUUGAUUUUGUGUUAUAAGACUGAAUGAACCAACAUUGCUGAAACUCAUUUUGGAUGCACCUACAAAUACGUCACGCCACAUCGAUUCUCUUUCUACAAACGCUAACGCUUCGAAAAGUGUCACAUCGAUCGUAGAUCGUUAGAUGGGCCCCGAAACGUCAUUGGUUUCGCACGUUGAGUACGUCAUCACUCGUAACACCUUUCUCUUUAUUCAUAUUGCGGCUUGUGUUUUUACACUUCCAAAAUGAACACGAAGUCAUAAUUAAAGGAUUAAACAAGAAAAAGUAGUAAACUGUUUUUUUUUAAUUCACGUCCACUCACAGCAUGCGCGUACUAAGUUUAAAAUGUGCGUGCACAUCUUUGAGUAAUGACAUAACAUUGUGCGUUCUUUAAUAUGGAGGGGCCCAUCUAUCGAUUUAUAUCGGAUGGGUAAUGACAGAUCUGACCGAUAAUUCGAUCACGUGACUUGUCGAUAGCAAAUGUCAUUCCCAUACAUUAUUUAAUUUACGAAGCGAUUGCGAUUGUAGAUAGAGAAUCGAAUUGCCACAUGGCUACAGACAGGCCCUGGUCAUAGACAAACUACAAAAAUGUUUAGGUUCUUGAAAAAUAUGGUACAGCAUAACUAUGUUACAUGUUUUUUUUUAUGGUUUGGUUUGGUUUUUUUAUGGAUGGUUUAGCAAGAACAUCAAGUCAAGUCUCACUUCAAAAAAAAGCUUGGUUUUUUUAAAGAAGAAUAUUCUUGUCUAUUGUCUAGACGAGUCUAUUAAACGAUUUGUACCACAUGAACAUGAUUCAGAUAAUUUUUUUUUACCAACUUCCGUACUCUGUAAUGAGAAUUUUUACUGCAAAUUGCUUGUAAGAAAGGAAAUCAGUAUUUCACACUCCGACUACGUCGAACCCGGGACUUCGUCCGAAAUUACUAUGACUAACUACUGAACCUAUGAGGCAGAUCUGAUUGGUGCGCUCAAAAUGGCGUUUCAACUUUCAGUGUAAUAUACCUACUGCCCUUGACGUAUUAUUUAAAACAUGUAUAUUAAUUAGUAAAUAUAUGUUACUGUAAAUGGCCGAACAAUGUUAAUAAAUCUUAGAUCUUACUUUUUUACAAAAAAAAAACUGUUUAUCUUGAUAAGAUAUUGUAUAGUUAGCGUUACUUUGCGGAAGUUAUGUACAAUGAAUAAUGAAUUUAUUUGGUAUUUUUUUUGCGAAAAUUUAAUAAAAAGACCUGUGUGCCUAGUGGGAGUUUUCAAUGUUUUCAUACUGUAACUAUCGCGUUAACGUAAACGCGAAUUUAUAUGGAAUUGAAAAAGUUGUGUAUUAGUGCCAAUAGAUGGCGCUGUUUCAAUUCUUUAGAAAUUCGCGUUUACUUUAACGCGAUCGUCACAGUAGAAGCCACUUGCAUAGUUCUGUAGUGUUAUAACAUUUUGCACUGCCGUUAUGUACCCGUAUUAUUGGCAGUGUUACUAAAUAUUAUUAAUACUUAUUUUAUUUAAGUACUUAUACGUCCAAUAGAUGUCUAUUAUGUAAACAAGUUUCCAGUACUUAUUUUAUACUGCGCUAAGGUAACCACUAUUAAUGUAAGAAACAAAGACUGUAUAACAGUGCUUGAUUGGUGUUAAAUAAAUGUUCAAAUAUUCAA